Messenger RNA from Zingiber officinale, 4937 nucleotides. Its product is annotated as nuclear pore complex protein NUP1-like. Gene Ontology annotation, cellular component: nuclear envelope. The transcript is spliced from 9 exons. NCBI's taxonomy places the organism in Eukaryota, Viridiplantae, Streptophyta, Magnoliopsida, Zingiberales, Zingiberaceae. Gene Ontology annotation, biological process: nuclear membrane organization. The coding region runs from base 1578 to 4937 and encodes 1119 amino acids. The record is from RefSeq and is a predicted model, not a curated record.
UUAGUAAUUAGAAAUGCAAACUUAUUAAAUAACAAUGAUGAUAAUUGUUUACUUCUUUAUAAUAAAUUCAUUGACUAAGUGAUUUUUUUUUUGUUGCUAUGACUAAGAAUUGUUUUAUGUUAAAUUCACUGAAUUUCUGAAGAUUUUUCUUCAUUGAAGUAGCUUAUGAUAAUGGAAUGAGACUAAUUUUGUGGUAUUAAGUUGAUCAUAAACAACACUAAACAAAGUGUCGCUGAUUGAGGCCCAUGUAUGCAAUAGCAUCAUUUUGAGCUUUUCUCAUGCUAAGGCCUCCAUCCUUGGAUUACACAUGAAUUGUCCUCUUUUUCAGUUUGUUACAAGUAAAUACCAAUGAGUUUUGACACUUUUUUUUUUUAACAAUUAGUACACAAGCAAAAUGCCUAGUGUAAUCUUUAUUUUUUUAUGGAACUUUAUUAGAGAAAAAAACAAGUCUUAAAGUGCUCAACAUAUGGUAAUCAUGAUUAUUUGAGGACUUAGGAGGAGUCAACAUUAGGAAGAUUUGAGUUUCGGGAGAGAACACAAGGAUUGUUAAUUGGUUUGCACGUGAGCAAGGUUGAUUACAAAUUCAGAUGUGUAACAGAUAAUGCAUUGGUUUUGAUUAAACCAGUGUAGCUCAUUUGCUUUGUUGAGGACUUUCUGUACAUGGAUAAUAUAUAGGAGGCUAUUUGUAUAUCUUUCAUCCCAUACAACAUACAUCGUUGUGCAAGCUAGGUUCUCCUAUUGACGCUCCUAUUUGAGGCAUCACAUCACCGACCCACACUUUAGCGUCAUCACCCUUCUUGGCAUUUGUGGAUGAAAAGUGUCAACAUCUCCAUCCACUUUGAUGCUUCAUUGUCCUUCAGUGUCGAUUGCAUCAUUGUGGCAACCACACGUAGGUGAUGCUAGGAAUUAAUUUGAAUUUGAAUUUGAAUUUUUGAGUCUCGAUUGAUUUUGGUAAUUGCCCAAUUUAGGUGUCAAAGUUUUAUAUCUUUGGCAAUUUACCAUACGACACACUUAUAAAAAUACUCAAUAUGCACACGUAACUUCCAUAUUUACCUAAGAGACUUUUUUUAUUGAAAUAUCCUCCCUCUUAUUACAUCUGUUAUUCCAACUUGAACUGGACCAAACCGAAAAAAAUCUCACCUUGGGAAAAAAAAACUUCAGUAGCUCGCGACUAUCUAGACUGCAAGCAUUCUCAGCCGCGAGUGUGCUGCCAAGCGGUCGUGAAAUCAUGGCAAGCCUGUCAUGAUUCUGCGAUCAGACAACAAGCAUUCGUGGUGGACACAAUUUUGCAACUUGUGGCGAUUCAAUUUAUUGAAUCUGGUAAAGUUACAAAGGAGAUUUGCCCCGCCAAUCCAUUGAUCACAGCCAAAUCUUGUGGCAAUUCAACAUCGAUCAUCUUGGAGCUCUCAGGUGAACUACCAGAAAAUAAAAUCAACAACCAAAACAUUGCAGCAAAUAAUCCUGCGGACAAUAUAAUUUUGGAAUUUGAACAAUUUAUUAAGCAGAAAAGCUUCACAAGAGCUCAAUGCGAGCAUUUGAUAAGUAUACUGCAGUCAAGAAUUGUUGAUUCAGAUUCGAUGAAAUCUGGAGCAAGUGGCAUGAAAAAUGAUGACGUAGUUGUUCCUCUGCGAGCAACAAUAUCUCACCAGGAAUCUAUUCCUGAUGAUCAUACUGUUCCAUCAGUCGAACUUGCAAGAGAAUAUAUGCGCUUCAAGAUCCCAAAUGCAUCUCCUUUGCAUCAAAAUUUGCAGAACCAUAUGUUUCAUGAGAAUAAACAAGUGCAAAGUAAUUCAAAUUCAGCAAAAAAGUUCAGCCUUAAUGGUCAAAAGCCUCCCAUUCUAUCUCAUGUAUCUGCUGAGAUUCCUGAAAAUAACUAUUUCACUCCAGGAUCUGUUCGAACAUCUGGAAUCUAUAAAAUGCCAGGGUCUUCUUAUGUUAAGGGUGAGGGAUCUUCCAAAGAUGGUUAUGUUGGGUCCUUGUCUCUUAAGACAUCAGGCACCAAUCAAAAUGUGGGACAGGUGUUGAAACGAAGAAAUUCAACAUUGUACGAUAAAUUUCGAUCAACUUGUCCCAUACGAAGAGUUCGUCAAAAGCUCGGUCUGAAUUCUUCAAAAAGAAUCAUCCAUUCAGUUCUUCCUGGAAAUGUUGAGCUUUGUACCUCAACUGUAUUCAAAAAAGAUUUUCAAGAUAAUCCAUCACCAAAUCAAAGGCUUAAUUGUUUAGAUGGACAUGAGGAAAGUAUUUUUAAGAAAAGAUCCAGCUGUGAUAUUGCCCCAGCUUUAGCUCAAUCAACUAAGAUGGAAAACCAAAUCUUCCAACACCUACAUGAGUUAGCACCUUCACCAAAGAGAAAAUCACUAGAUAAUCCCCUUGAUGUAACAAUUGCUGAUGGCUUUAUCUAUUCUUUAUCUCAUAAUCAAGAAGGGGUUGGAGUGCUUGAGGAGGACGCAUCAACUUCUUCAGGAGUCAAAUCUAUAAAUGCAACCAAUGAUAUUAAUUUAGUACCUGGUGCUGCUACCAUACACGGUAAUAAUGCUGUUGAUGCUGGAAUCUCAAAUUGCAAAGCAAUUUCUGGGAAUCACAAGCCAUCUUUUCAGAAAAGAGAAUCUGAGGAUAAAGUGAUGGAUCCUUCAUCUCAACUCAAGCAUGAAGAUGAGUCGAAUAUUUCUCAGCAUAAAGCUAUCCCAUCAACAAGAACUGAGGGAUCUCCUCCAACUGUGCUUGCAAACUUUCCUUCAACAUCUGUAUUCUCUAAGGCAUCUGAUCUGAAGCCUUCCAUUGAUUCUGUUGCCAAGUAUAGCAAGGGUUUUACUUUUCCCUCUAUGCCUUCUUCCUUAACUUCUCAACCACCGCCAACACCUACUAUGCCAAGACCUUUAGUUCAGAAGCUUGUGACACAAAAAGAACAUGGUAUGACUCCUUCAUUUACCUCAGCCUCCAUGGGAGCUAAAAGAGCUUUAUUUUCUUUACCUACGACAAAGGACAAUUCUCACGCUUCUAUGCUAGAAAAUGGCACAAGGUUAAGCAAUAAUUCAACGUCAUAUGUAGCAGGAAUAUUUUCCACCAUUCCUACACUCGACUUUGGAUCUACAUCCUUGAUCAUUUCUUCCGCUUUGGCAUCUCAACCAUUGAAUGUAGUCAAUGAUACAAAUUUGGAAGGAAAGCCUCACAAUGAAUCACCUGUGAAUUCAAAUAGUUCCAGUCAUGAUAACACUACACUUUUUAAUUUUGGAAGCAAAUCCUCUGCAUCAGCUGCUGUGUCUCAGUUUCCAGGCACUGACAGUGGCUCUGUUUUAGCAGCAACUAGUCUUCCCAAUUCUGCAGUCGGUUCUACUGCUGCAUCAAGUCUGCCUCCAGAUAGUAGAAACCCAUCUUCACUAGCUGCAAAAACAUUAUCAGAUGGAAGCAAUAAUCUUAAUUUCAUUUCAUCCAAGUCUAAUAAGUUAGAUUCAUUGUAUCCGGACAACAGUGCCAACAGCUUGUCUAGUGUUAAUGUUACUGGAUUUGGUGGAACUCGUGCAACUCAAGUUGAAAGUCCAACCUCACAAAAUUCUACCUCAGCAAGUCUGUUCCAAUUAACAUAUGGGAACAAAGUUAACAGUGGAUUUGAUAUGGCAACAUCCACAGGCCCAAGCAUUGGAAACAGUUCUGCUGCUGUAUCAAGUCUGUUUCCUAGUGCUCGAGGGAGCCAAUCUGCUUUUUCACCUACUUUAUUAGGUGCAAGUGACCAUAAGUUUAAUUUCAGUUCAACAAAAUUUGAUAAUCUAGCCUUAUCGGAUCUGCACAAUGGUGGCAAAACCUCUCCUCUUGCUACUUCCCCUGGGUUUGCUGGAACUCUUUCAACUCAAGUUGAAAGUGGAAGCUAUGACAGUUUAGCGAGUCAAGUCCAGUCAACAUCUGGACACAGAGCUGAUGGUUGUGCUGUUUCUGCAGCACCCAGUAUUUCAAGCUUUGCAAUCACUUCAUCUCUUGCAUCAAGUCUGUUUCUGCAUGCUAGUGGAAGCCAACUAACUGUUGCACCUACAACAAUAUCUGGUGCAAGCAACAACCUUUUCAGUUUUAUUUCUAAACCCAGAGACACUGGCUCUUCGAUUCUGGAUAACACCCAACAGUCCCUCCCAGGUGUUAUUGUUACUGGAUUUAGUCGAACUCCUCCAACUCAAGUUCAAAGUGGAACCUCACUUAUUUCUAGUAGCUUGACGAGUCAGCCACAGUCGUUCAUCCCCUCUUCAACUAUGGGAAUGGACAUUUCUUCCUCAUCGAGUUUGGGCAGCUCAUUUUUUGGAACAGUUUGCAAUCCUUUCAUCUCAAGUUCAUCUUUUCCCAUGGAUGCUGUUUUUUCCAGUCCCUGUACUGCUGCUGCUGCUACUACCUUUCCUUUGGCAACGAUCUCUAAUUUGUUUGGUUUGAAUUCUAAACCGCCAACGUUGCCUACUUCUGGUCUUUUUGUUUCUAGUGCAUCUUCUCAAAAUUCUGGAUUUCCAUUUUCCACACCAUUUAUAUUUAAUUCGUCUUCCAAUUUGGCAUCUUCUUUUAGUUCUGCUGCUAGUACUUCAUCAGUCUUUUCUAGACAUCCCACAUUUGGCUUGCAGAAUUCAGCAGCUGGUACCAGCACAGCUGGGGGCAAUGAGAUGAGUAUUGAGGAAACUGGAGACAAUAACCAGUUAGCGGAUAGUAUGUUUCAACAUUUGGGCCAGCCAGGAACUUCACCAGCUGGACCAGUGUUCAGUGUGCCGGCAGUUCAACCUGCUUCACCAGUCUUUCAGUUUGCUGGUCAACAGAACUUCCCGUCUCCAGUUCCUCCAAAAUUUCAACCAUCUGGCAGUGUGGAGUUCCCUCAAGGAGGAAGCUUUGCCUUUGGCAGUGGUGGUGGUGGUGUUGACAAAUCCAGCCGCCGAAUAAUAAGGGUUAGAAAAGACAAGAUGCGGAAAAAAUAG